This is a messenger RNA of Myxocyprinus asiaticus (Chinese sucker), 5604 nucleotides long. RefSeq names its product inositol-trisphosphate 3-kinase B-like. The transcript is spliced from 9 exons. Gene Ontology annotation, molecular function: inositol tetrakisphosphate kinase activity; inositol-1,4,5-trisphosphate 3-kinase activity. Gene Ontology annotation, biological process: inositol phosphate biosynthetic process. Lineage: Eukaryota; Metazoa; Chordata; Actinopteri; Cypriniformes; Catostomidae. Bases 516 to 2468 code for a protein of 650 amino acids. Gene Ontology annotation, cellular component: nucleus; cytoplasm. The record is from RefSeq and is a predicted model, not a curated record.
AGCCUCACUGUCAUUUAACUUCCUUCCUGCGUUUUGUACAUUAAACAAACAUAUGACUCUGACGCCAACUGUUGAACUACUCCGAGUGACUGUAGCGCCGCGCAAUACAUAGUAUUAAAGCAAAACAUUUAUUGUAAUCGCCAAAAAGAACUCUUGGAAUGAAGCGCGUUGGAAGAGAACCUGAAGUUAUUGUUCGUGAAUAGGACAGACAAGCGUUUGAACGACAGCGUCUGCAACAAGGACGUUUAUCUCAAUCAAAGCGAGGGAAAGGCACAAAAUGUUAUGUUGACUGCGUCUGAGUAACAUGUGUUUCCAGUAUUUGAUCAGCAACUCUGCUAAAGAAGAACCAGUGGUGGAUAUAAUAUGUGAAUGAGGAAAGGAGUCUGGGAUUGUAUUUUUCAGUGCGUGCCAGCUUUCCUUCAGUCCUUCGUAAUGAUGGUUGGCUCUAGUGGCCAAUGGACUAUGGAUGAAUAGACCUAAAUGGGAGCGCAUAAGGACAGAGCCAGCCUGCCACUAUGGCAGCUUAUGCUCUGAACAGCCUGAUAAUGAUGAACCCCAACAACCUGACCAAUAAGGGCAGCCCUCGGACAGGAAGGCCUGUGCUUCCAGUACCUGGUCGUUCUUCAUUUAGCCCAGGCAGCCUUAGCCCUGGGUCUCCAGGAAAAUCCUUUGUCUUCCCGUCAGUUACCAGUCCCAGCAGCCCCAGGGCACAUUCCCCAUGCCGGCCGCCAGAACUGCUGGGUGUGAAUGUGGGUAGUCGUGUGCGCAGGCUGAGUGGGUCCGGCCUGGAAGAAGACCAGGAGAGUGAAGAGCGACGUGCUGCUCAGCAACUGGAGCGACACAAGGAACUGCAGAAUGUGGAGGUGAACAAGAAGGUGGACCUCUUUGAGGCUCACAUAUUGGCCCAAGUGCACAGCACAGAGAAUCAGCGAAGUCCACGGAUUUCGAGGAGACCUGUCCCAGCCAAUCAACUUGCCAAACUCUGCUUGAACCCAGAAGAAACACCCCUAGCUAUGCAGAAUAUGGAUCAUUCAAUGGGGAUUCCCAAAGAACUGCAAAAUGGAAAGCGAUUUUCUGGACCAAAGGAGGGGCUGCAGGUCAGCUGUGAUGAGAAGAAUGGGGCUGACCCAAAUAUAGAAGAGGGCAUCCCACAUAAGAGUACAUCAGCAGGAACUAAGAGCGAAACAUACAGCACUACAGACAAUCACUCCAGGACUUCUCGAGAGGUUAGCAGCAACUCAACUGCCAACAAGAGCUCAGCAUCUUGGACCGAGAAAUGUUUGACAAACGACAGAGCUGAUCCAACAGCAACCCAGCGACUGGUUGACUGGGGCAACCUAGAGGUGGCCGCCAUUCCUGCUGUCAUUAUUACGGACCACGGCAUGGAGGUAGGUGGGGAGGGCAAGGAGCCAGAGAUUAGCCCUCAACCUUCAAGAGCUUUAAGGAAGCUCUCCUCCUCAUCCGCCUCCUCUACGGGAUUCUCCUCCUCUUGGGAGGAAUCAGAGGACGAUAUCUCCAGUGACCCUGAGCGUUCCCCAGCCUUCUUGCAGACUCAACAGAAAGCGCAUAAAUCAUGGAAGAAGAUCAAGAACAUGGUGCAAUGGUCACCAUUUCUGAUGUCCUUCAAGAAGUACCCCUGGAUCCAGCUGGCUGGCCAUGCAGGCAACUUUAAGGCAGGGACGAAUGGUCGUAUUCUGAAGAAACACUGCGAGUGUGAGCAGCAAUGCCUCGAAAGGCUAAUGAGAGAUGUGCUGAAGCCUUACGUUCCUGCAUACCAUGGAGAUGUAGAGAAGGAUGGAGAGAAGUACAAUCAGAUGGAGGACUUGCUGGCGGAUUUUGACCUGCCCUGUGUCAUGGACUGCAAGAUGGGUGUCAGGACAUAUUUGGAGGAGGAGUUGACGAAAGCCAGGAAGAAGCCCAGCUUGAGAGCCGACAUGUACCAGAAGAUGAUUGAGGUGGACCCUGAGGCUCCCACGCCCGAAGAGCAUGAACAGAAAGCAGUCACUAAGCCACGCUAUAUGCAGUGGAGAGAAACCAUCAGCUCCACCUCUACACUGGGCUUCCGGAUUGAGGGCAUCAAGAAAGAGGACGGAACAGUAAACAGGGACUUUAAAAAGACAAAGACCCGAGAACAAGUGACCCAGGCCUUCCAAGACUUCAUCAAAGGAAACCAGAACAUUCUGAAUUCUUAUCUGAACCGACUGAUAGAGAUAAGGGGCAUACUGGAAAUUUCACAGUUUUUCAAAACACAUGAGGUGAUUGGCAGUUCUCUACUUUUCGUCCAUGACAAACGGGAGCAUGCAAAAGUGUGGAUGAUAGACUUUGGGAAGACCACUCCAUUGCCAGAAGGGAAGGAGCUGAGCCACAGGGCCACCUGGGUGGAGGGUAACAGGGAAGAUGGCUACCUCUACGGCCUGGACCACGUCAUAGACAUUAUAGCAAACAUGUUAUCUCCUAAACCUCACUAGAAUAAGAGGGCUUGUUCUUCUCUUCCCACCCUCGGGUGGGCUGCCCGCACUACAGUUCAAGACCUUGCUGGGUUACCCUAAAGCUAUCCUAACCGAUCUCCCUUUCUCACCAAAAAGAAAACUGUAAUAUGCCGCAAUGGCCUUUAUUGAGCGUGUAUGUUUGUAAACUUGUAGAUGCUGUACAUAUGUAGUGUAAAAGCCAGUGUUUUAGUUCAGGAGAUUUGUGAAUAGAAUCUUUGCAGCUAGCGCUUUAAUAGACAGGCACAUUUUAAGGUCACACUCCCUUAUUCUUCCUCCUUUUAUACAAGUUGUUUUUUCCAAAAUUCUAGUGUUACGGAAAAGUGUAAAUCACUUCCAGGCAUAUUUUACUGGAAAUCUUCUUAAAAGUAUAGUUGACCCAAAAAUGAAAAUUAUGUUAUGAUUUACCCUCAUGUCGUUCCAAUUGACUUUCUUCUGCGGAAUACAAAAGGAGAUAUUUUUUUAAAUGCUGCAAUCGCUAGUUUCCAUACAAUAGCAGAUGAAUGUGACUCACUUUAAAGCUUUUAAAAGCACCCAAAAGUGUCAUAAAAGUAGUCCAUGCAACUUGUGCGUCAUAUUCCAAGUGAAGGCAUAUAAUUACUGUUGACUCUUGAAUCAAAUUGAAUUGAUUAAGUCAUCUAUCGCAAUCAAAUAUGGCGACACGUCAGUGACAUCAAACCUCAUUGGUUUUAGUGUCAUGGCAUCAUGACGUUUGGUUACGAUAUGCACAAGAUGCUUUGGAGAUGCUGCACGUGUAGCAGAAAAUAUUGUUUAAGAAUUCCACAUCUACAUCAUCUUUUAUUUUAAACAAAUAUCUAAAUUUUAAAUGUAAUAUUUUAACCUAACGACUUUGACACCUACUCUCAGAUCCACCACUUUUUAUUUCAAUGAUUUACAUUUAUAUUUAUAUGUGCAAGGUCCUAACAGUUUGUUUUCAUUUGUUUUAUAGUUUUUACCCUGUUGAGGUAACUUGUAAUUUGUGUUACCAAUUGUGUCAUUUAUACUGAGUGCCUUUACAGUAGUAGAACAAAUGAAAUGAUCCCAUGUGGUGGAUGGUCUUAUGCUGUGCUUUUAUCUGAAACAAAUUCUUCAUAUUGACAUUUCAUGAUUUCAGUCGCCAUUUUUUUUCCAAGUGCCCAAGACAGUUAUUCAAGAUUUUUCUCAGGAAGCGGCUCCCGAUCUAGAGAGAAGCAGAAAGACUUAGUAUCUUUGCGUGUCUGACUGUUAGUCUGUCACUACAAGUUUGUGGUACAGUAUGUUUUCUAGUUACCUGUUGACACAUAGUCACACUCGCAACUGCUAUUUUACUUUACAGAAAUCUGAAAGGGCUGCAAAUGGCAGGUGGUCAGUGGUAAAACAACAACAUUAGACACUGACCGUGCUGACUGAUGUCACUAUUGUGACCAUGCCAAUUUGGUUAAAAUAAGUUUUUAUUUUGAGUUAAAAGAAUAGUUGAAUAAAUGAUUUAUUUCUUCUUUAGUGGAACACAGCGAAAACCAUACAAUGAAAAUGAAUGGCGACUGAGGGUGAAAGUACCUAACAUUCUAGGGAAAGUAUCUAACAUCUCCUUUUGUGUUCCACUGAAGAUAGAAAAUGUACAGAACAUUUUAAGAAUAAGUCGGUGGCCAUUUCCAUUUUUCAUCUUAACUAAUAGAUAUGCUUACCAAAAAUGUAAACCAUUCCAAGCAAGUUCAAACAUUCCUAGUUUUCACGAGAGCCUUAAGAAAUGUUGUUCUUCCUUUUAAAAAAGUGCCUGGGGGCAAUGCUUGAUGCAAUGCCUUUAAAUACUGACUCACCACAAAGAGUGCAUCAUGUUUUAAGAGAGGUGAUUGUUGUUUGCAUGACAAUUUGCCAUGCAAAUCAACCAUCCCUUCAUAUCCCUUCAUAUUGUUGGAGAUAAAACUAAUUUGUUGGUCAGUAUGGAAACUAUGUGCUGACACCAGAAUAAACACAAUCAGUGAAUAAUCAUAGUUGAUUUAGCCCAGAGCAAGGAACACCUAGAGCAGUCCUACAGUUCGGUAUGUCAACACAAUGUAUUCCAAACACACAGUAAAAGGCAAAGGGGUUAAUGAGAGGCCUCAAACCAAAAUGUCACGACACAGGGGUUCCACAUUUUCCCCCAUCCUUUAUUUGUGACAAAGAGAUUUCACUCUUGUUAAAUAAAAUGACCUUUUACAAAUGCUAAAGGAACUGAGAGGACUAAAGGUUAGCGGUUGAUGUGGAAACAUUUCUCAAACUCCUGUCCAACUGUCUUAGUUCCCUAAUCACAGGCUGAUAUAAACUUGUUUCAUUUAUAAAUGUGGCCCGUUUUUUUUUUUAUAUGUCAUGAAACAUUAAGACAUUAAAGCUGCUGUAAGCAGGCCCUAUUUCCUGACACUAAAAUAGGUGUCUUGAGAAAUUACUCUGGUCUCUGUAAACAGCAAAGAAAAAGAAAAAGAAAAACUAACUCAAAUUAAUCUGACCGCGGCCCGCGCGUGUUAGCCAAACAGAAUUCUUUUAGACGGCUUUCGGGCAAUGGCGUGAAUUUGGGGCGGGACUAUCCAUUUGUCGGGCCAAUUAUAUAGACGCGGGAGUGUUUGGUGGUGGUAGUGGAGCAGAACUCGCUUGCAACAGCUUUAAUGAGGAAUACUUUGCACUCUCUAAUCAAAUCAAGGUCACAAGACUCUUAACAAAUGAAUAAAAUGUUGCCUAUUCCAUGUUUGACUAUUAUCGUUCUAAACUAAAUCUUAAGGCCGAUCGUGGAACUCAAGUCACGUAUUUUCUCCACACUGAAGCUAAGACAUGGGAGUAGGACUCCCCCUGCUGUUCUGGUGCUGUAUUACAUUAGAACAAACAAAACUGACCAAGUCCUUCUCUUGCCCGAAACGUUUUAUAUUUCAUGCCGUAUUUGUGUGAGGUCAAACUUCUUGUAGUGUUGUGCGCAAACUAAUAUUUAUACUUUUUUUUUUUUUUUUUUUUUUUUACAUUUUGCACAAGAACACUAAAUGUAGCUGCAUUGUUUUUCUGUGCUUGUUUGAUUGCCUGUAUCUCCCAUACCUUGGUGAGGUACAGUAGUUGUUCACUGUUAUGUAAGCUAAGAUCUAUGCUAUGUAAAAAAAAAAAAAAAAAAAAAAACAAA